Molecule: messenger RNA, 2150 nt
Organism: Apus apus (common swift)
Lineage: Eukaryota; Metazoa; Chordata; Aves; Apodiformes; Apodidae
Gene: PRR15
Product: proline rich 15
Exons: 2
Coding region: 82-441 (119 amino acids)
Source: RefSeq, a predicted model, not a curated record
GCGGAGGAAGGAGCGGCCGCGCUUCCCUGCGGCAGGAGAGCGCUCCCGCGGCGGGAGAGCGGGCGCUCGCAGGAGCCCGAGAUGGCGGAGAGCGCCGCAGCCGCCGCCGCCCCCCGCGCCGCCGUCAAGGGCAGCUCGGCCGGGCCCUGGUGGAAGUCGCUGACCAGCAAGAAGAAGCACAAGGAAGCGGCGGCCGCCCCGCCGCCCCCCGCCGCCGCCAGCGAGGCCCCCGCCCCCGCCGCCGGCCCGGAGGAGCAGCCCGCACCCUUCGGCAGCGGCGAGGCCGCGGGGACGGGCGGCGGCAGCCGCCGGAGCCUCCGCGUCUCCCACUCGGGCCGCUUCAAGGAGAGGCGGAAGGUGCGCACCUCGCUGCUGGCCGACGGCCCCGAGGUCUUCGACGGCGGCGGUGCCCCGGGCUGUGCCGCCCAAGGGGGCGAGUAGCCCAGCAGAGGAUUUAGCCCCCCCGGGUCGCGGCCCUGAGAGGAGCCGGCGCACAGGCAGGACAGGAGGCGGCUGCCCCCGCUUGCCCCUGUGGGUGACACGGAGCAGCGCGGCAGCCCUGACCGGCACUACGGGGAGCCCAGCGCCUCCACCAGACAAGCGACUCGCGUGCUGUGUGACAGCAACACCGCCAAGACCAAACCCCCAGAUACGGGACAAUGUGAUUGCCUUAACAAAGCAACACCAAUAAACACCCCCCUCCCUGCGCUGUGGUGAGCGGACACAAAGGUGCUAUCCCAAGGCCGACGCUGGGGUCUCCGUGCCUUCCCUCUGCCCUUGCCAGGAGCCAGUGCACAGACUUCUCAGGCCUGGACCCAGCUCUUCUUGGCUCUCUGGCCAAGAAGGCACUUUGCUGCUCUCAUCUCACAUGCUGCCUUAUUGAAGGAAGGGGGGAACGAAGUGCUCUUACUUAACUUCAGGGCCGAGGACCUCCAGUGGUGCUGCAUGUGCUCCUGCCCUUGCUGUUAGCAGGCACGCCAUGAACCCAUCUGCCUUCCCCUGUGAGGGUCAAAAGAGAGGGAGGGUGAGGGGCAGGUGUUUGCUUUUGCCCAUGCCCCACAUCACAUUGUAUUUAAUAUACAAAUCACAGGACCAUGCUGGUUUUCUCCCUCCUCUUACUGUGUAGUGGUAAGCAGGUGUUUCAAAGGCUGGUCUCCCAUAGUUCUCUUGCAAAGGGAGGCCAGCUGUUGUCCAGCAGUUCACACUGUUUACCCAGGGAACACAUUUUUGCAUAAUUGGUGAUAAAUGGUACAAUGAAGCUCCAGUGAAGAAAUUGUGUAAUAAAAUAUAAGUACUCUUUAGGGAGACAAGACCAGCUCUGGAGAGCACAGGCAGGGUUGUACUCCUAACAUGGAAAUAGGCUUGGGCACCACUGGAAAUGUUCUUUACCAUGUCCAAGGCUUGUGAAGCAAGGUUAAAGAUUCCCAGGAUUUUUUUUGAUAGUGAGAUAAUGUGCUUUAACUCCAGCAGCUAUCUGCUCCCUGUAACGGCUCCUGGAUUUUUGGACAAAGUAAACUGUAAGCCAGAUUUGUUCUGGUGGUGUGCCUUACAGAGAAAACUUGGCUAAAAACACUUGGCAAUUAUAUAUUUCUUGAUAGUAGGUGAUGUAGCAACAACUGAUUUAUUUAUUUAAAAUACAUUCACAAUACAAUUUAUAUUGUUAAAAUGGUUUUAGACUUCUUCUGAAUGUGAGAAAUGGUAUUACAUAGUGGCAGGGACUGAAAAUCAUUUCCUAGGUGUCAGGUACUAUGCAGUUAUGAUUUUGUUUGGUUGUAACUAAUGAUUUAAGGUCAAUUAAAAAUAAAAAGUGGCCUGAAAGAAAGAGCUGAGAGAUGAGGUCCAGGUGAAAAUACAGAUGAAACUAGUCACUAACAAUAACUGAAAUGAUGCCGUAGAUCCUCAGCACGUGUCUCAUGGUUCAAUGUGUGUAAUAAUACAUCAUGAACUUUGAAAGCCCUUGUGCGAUAAGCUUGGACAACCUAGCUGGCUUAGGCACUUACUGGUCCUUCACUCGCCUGCUCCUUCAGACUCUGAAUCCCAAGGACAUAAGGACUGUAGCAUCAAAUCUAUUUCCAUAAAAGCUUUUUUUCUACCCAAUGUGCAGACAUAUGCUUUUUUAAAUUUCAUUUAUUAAAACUGCAAGAUACUGG